Molecule: messenger RNA, 2829 nt
Organism: Macrosteles quadrilineatus (aster leafhopper)
Lineage: Eukaryota; Metazoa; Arthropoda; Insecta; Hemiptera; Cicadellidae
Product: polycystic kidney disease protein 1-like 2
Exons: 17
Coding region: 1-2829 (942 amino acids)
Molecular function (GO): protein binding
Source: RefSeq, a predicted model, not a curated record
AUGACAUGCUGGAGAUGCCCCGUGUGCGCUAAUCACAUUCUUCGUAGUCCAAAAAGAAGAGUUUUCAGGAGAAACUCGGAUGACUGGUUCCUCAUCUUCACACGAACAUCACUCAGAGACUUGAUGUCAAUCUACCUGUGGCACGACAACAGUGGGUCUCAUCCUGACUGGUUCUGCCAGAAGGUGGUGGUAUAUGAUGUGCAGAAAGGUACAGAAUACACCUUCAUCGUAGAACAGUGGCUGAGUGUACGACCAGGAGAAUUCACAGAGACCCUGGUAGUCCCUGCUGGCCGGCAGGAAAAGUUUCAGUGGAAUAGAGUCAUAAUGCACAACAUCCUGUACAACCUGCGCGAGAAACACUUGUGGCUCAGUAUAUACAUGAGUCAUCCAAGAGCGACAGUGACAAAAAGUCAACGAGUGACAAUUGCAUUCUGUGUUUUCUUAAUCACUCUUCUGACGGGCAUCAUGUUCUAUGGAGUAGCCAGAGAUGGUGUUGAGAGUGAUGCUCCAGAGUACAAGUUUAAAAUGAGAGAGUUUAUCAUUGCUGUGCAAAGUGUGGUCAUCUCCACACUUGCCACAGCUCCUGUCGUUAUCUGCUUCAGGAGGAGUCAGAUAGUUGCACUUCAACAAAGCGUCAAAGAAGAAUCAUUAAUUGAAAUUGAGAGUCUAACAGAUUUGACCAGAAUUCCAACAGCAAAAGGAGCUUGCUUUAGAAACUUGAUGAGCAAAAUGGUGAGGGGAAAACCUCUGAUCCCGGUAGUGGUUGGUAAAGAAACUGCCAAGUCUGUGAUCGUAAGAAGAAGAUGGGCAAUAUGUGGAUGGGUGAUGUCUCAGAUGGUUGUGUGGGGCAGUGGAUACAUGAUCAUCCUGUAUGGACUGAGACUAGGCAGAGUAAUCAGUGAACUGUGGCUUACUUCCGCAGGGCUGAGUAUCAGUGUUGGAGCACUUUUAAACUCACCUGUCAAAAUUAUCAUUGUUUCAAUGAUACUGUCCUUGUUUGGGGAAAUGUACAACGUAACAACGUAUGAAUACAAUGCUAACAGACCUUUGAAGGAGGAACUGGUUGGAAAUGCAAAGUAUCUUGAGAGUCUGCUCAAGUUAAGAUCUUCAAGCAUGUAUAAACCACUGCAGACUGAACAGAUUGCUGAGUACCGCAAGGCAGCGCUGAGGCACCUGAAGAUUGUUGAGCGUACAGAUUUCCUCUUGUCUGUUGUGUUGCUGUUGACUCUCCUGUACAUGAGUGGAAGUCCGGGGGAAGAGAGAGGUUACUACAUCACAUCCCACAUCAGACACAGUCUGGUUGUCAGCCAUGGACCACUGGCAGUCCCUCUGGAAAACGUCAUCAAUAUGAAAAAACUUACAGACUAUCUAAUCAGUAAACUAUUUCCUGGUUUAUACAAAGAAAAAUGGUACAAUAAAAGAACCAAACUAACAUCACCUGCGGAAUCCUUGCCAAAGAUGGGCUGGUUUUCAGACACUGUGCAUCGUAUGGUUGGAAUCCCAAGGAUGAGACAGCUACGAGUAACCUUUGACAACUGCACAUGGGUUGACUACUUCAAUGUCAGCAAUGCAGUGUGUGUUUUUGGCUUAAGAGCAAGCACAGAGGACUCCCAGAGAUACGGACUACACUGGGGUAAGACCAGCAAGGAUAUAAACAUGCCACUCCUGGCUCCUUGGACUUAUCAACAUGAUGGGGAGCAUACAACUAAAGUUUACGGAGAUUCAGGUGUUCCCUACCACACUGGAGGAUAUGUAGUGGAUCUGUACGAGACCCAAGACAAGUGCAACAAUGAGAUAUCCGACCUGGUAGACCUGGAGUGGUGGGACGUGAGGACGAGAGCCUUCAUUGUUGAACUGACUUUGUACAACCCCAACACGGAUAUGUACAGUCUGGUCACAUUGAUAACAGAGCACCUGCCUAGUGGAGCGUUUACCAAUCGGAUACAUGUUACGUUAAUUCACCUUGGUACUAACCUAUUUUGGACAACUCUUUACCUCGGUAUUCUUAUUUUAUUCAACAUCAACUUAUUCCUCGAAAUCAACAGAAGAGGAGUUAUAUUAAGUUUGUCGAGAGGUUGGGGUUGCUACGAGAUUCUGUUUGUCGGUGUCAGUGACGCUGCAAUUAUAUUCCAAUUGUUGAAAACAAUCAAAAUGUCAACAGCUGUCAGUGUGUUUCAAGAUACUGGUAGCAGUGGAUUCUUUUUCUUUCCUCAACUUGUCUGGUACGAGAAAACCGCUAUUAAUGUUUGGAUUACAGUUUUAUGUCUCACCCCCAUUCGGUUGCUUAAGUUUAAGCCCUUUGUAUCCGCUCUUAAAACAGUGCUUUUCUCGUUAUACAGAACAAAAAAGCUUUUAUUAGGCGUGUCCUCUCUGAUUCUGUUUUCAAUUCUUAUCCAAAAUUAUAUGAUAAAUUCAAAAAUUUCCCCAGAAACAUUACCUUUUGCAACGGAUUCCAAGUUUUACAUUGGGAGUAAAAAAGAGUCUGUUGACAGUUCACCUGGUUAUCAUCAAUUUGUAACAUCCCUGUUGCACUCAAUUGUUUCUGGAGGAAGCGUAGGAGAGGUGGGUGGUGCGAGAGGAGAGGUUGAGGAGAGGGAGAGGGUAGGGGAGAGGGGGAGUACGGGUGAGAGCGCUGCCAUGGAGAGAGCAGGAAAGUGGCGCCUUGUGGGAGUGUGGGAGAGGUGCGUGGAGGGCUGGAGAGGGGGAGGCACGGGAGAGAAGUGGGAGCGUAGGAGAGGUGCAUGGAGGGCUGGAGAGGGGGAGGCACGGGAGAGAAGUGGGAGUGUGGGAGAAGGCAUAGCCAUGGAGAGACCAGGAAAGUGGAGCUGA